AUGCCCGUCACUUUGGAUUACCACGGCAAGAUCGUAUUCAUAACUGGAGGUGGAAGGGGGAUAGGUCUAGCCAUCACCACUGCAUUUGCAAGGGCUGGAGCAACAAUUAUCAUAACCUAUACGUCCAAAGAUCCCCAGGAGGUAGUCAAGAAGUUGACAGCAGAAUACAAAGUUCCUGUUCAUGUCUACCACUGUCCAGGUGAAGAUACAACGAGAGUCAACGAGGUGAUAGAUCUGGCUAGUAAGGAAGUGGGAGAAGUGGAUAUCGUCGUACCUAAUGCUGGGGUCAGUUUAUGGAGAGAUUGCGUGGAUAUGACUGAUUCCGAGCUUGACUGGAUCAUGAAAACCAACCUUUACGCUCCCAUCACUUUAUGUCGUGGAUUCGUUCGACAUUGGUUGGGUAUGAGUACUGCCGUUCAAUCUUCCGAGGACCCCGGUAAACCACCUGCAGGAGAGCGAAUCAAUCUGAACAAAAGGAUAUUAUGCGUAUCGAGUAUAUCGGGUAUAGUCAAUAUGAAUCCUCAGAGGCAGAUGGCGUACAACGUCUCGAAAGCAGGAUUGACAAUGGCUUGCAAGUCCCUCGCAGGUGAAUGGGCGAAAUACGGCGUAACGAUCAAUUCCAUCUCACCCGGAUACGUGGCGACGGAUAUGAUUAAAGAUCCACCCCCUGGAGAAGGUAGGGAAUGGGCAGGUAAAUGGAGGAAGGAUACACCAGUGGACAGAUUUGCGGAUGCCAGUGAGAUUGGUCAGAUGGUAGUGUUGAUGUGUUCAAGCGAGAGUUCAAGCUUCAUGACUGGACACGAUCUAGUCAUUGAUGGUGGCUUUACGACUUACUAG
This is a messenger RNA of Kwoniella mangroviensis CBS 8507, 837 nucleotides long. RefSeq lists its product as uncharacterized. Lineage: Eukaryota; Fungi; Basidiomycota; Tremellomycetes; Tremellales; Cryptococcaceae. Gene Ontology annotation, molecular function: oxidoreductase activity, acting on the CH-OH group of donors, NAD or NADP as acceptor. The record is from RefSeq and is a predicted model, not a curated record. The coding region runs from base 1 to 837 and encodes 278 amino acids. The transcript is spliced from 6 exons.